Molecule: messenger RNA, 1248 nt
Organism: Anopheles maculipalpis
Lineage: Eukaryota; Metazoa; Arthropoda; Insecta; Diptera; Culicidae
Product: zinc finger protein 664-like
Exons: 4
Coding region: 1-1248 (415 amino acids)
Source: RefSeq, a predicted model, not a curated record
AUGUCUACGGUAAACGAAACCACAGAAGUGCAGAAUCUUACCAUCUUAUCAUGUCCUGAGUGCGAGGGUCAACUAGUUCUGCAACAGGAUUCGAACGAUGCCGCUUCGGUAGAGAACGAUCAACAAUAUUUCUGCUGUAAUUCUUGUGGGACGCGCUUGGAAAUACACCUGGAGGAUGAUCAACCCAAGAAUGGCAAGGAAAAACCAUUUCAGUGUGAUAUCUGCAACCGGUUCUACGCGACAGCGAUCACACUGAAAGUGCACCGGCUGCGCCACGCAACCGGGAAACGCGAGCUGUGUGAUCUUUGUGGUGCGAGUUUUCACACCCGUGGACAGUUGAAAAUUCACCGGCGCGUUCAUACCGGUGAAAAGCCCUACAAGUGUAACGUUAGUCACAUUGAAUGUGAGUACACCACACUCUACCUGAUGGCUCGCCAUAUCGAACGAUUGCACAAUGUGACGCUGGAUCGAGCCCGAGAUAAGUUACAGUACGCAAAAAAUACCACACAAAAAGAGAAACGCUAUCGCUGCAAGUACUGUGAUAAGAUGUACGUGAGUACUGCGUGUUUGAAAAAGCACAUACUUAAACACGACCAGGAUGGAGUUUUACUGCACAAAUGCUCCUGUUGCGAUCGGUACUUUAAGACAGAGGACGAGACACACCAACAUGAGCAAGACCAGCAUCGCGAUCGAUUUGUGUGUAAGAUUUGCAAGAAAUCGUUCACCAAACCUAAUUUACGUCUGCGCCACGAGCAAUAUGCACACAAGUCAAAUGGGAAAGAUCGCUCCAAGUACGUAUGUCCGCAGUGUGGAAGAAAAUUCCCUUCGAGGGUUACGCUGUCCGAUCACGAACGUGCCGAGUGUGGGAAAGCACCUAUCUAUCAGUGUAGCAAAUGUGACAAACGUUAUUCAAGCUACAGCUCGCUUAAGAUACAUCAAACGGUUCACGAAAAUCGAUUGCCGUUCGUGUGUAAUUUCUGUGGUAAAAAGUUUCGCACCAAAGGGCAGCUGACGGUACAUGAGCGGGGCCACACGGGUGAGAAACCGUUCCAAUGCGAUCAAUGUCCACGAUCGUUUCCAUAUCGACAGUCACUGUUAACGCACAUGAGUACGCACACGGGAGUGAAGCGGUACGGGUGUACGGAAUGUGAUCGGAAGUUUUCCUGCGUUUCCAAUUUGCAAGCACAUAGACGAGUAUAUCAUAAAGCGAUAAAUGGUGGUAGUAGCAAAGUGAAAGAGAAACCCUAA